Phalaenopsis equestris is the source of this 1245-nucleotide messenger RNA. RefSeq names its product diacylglycerol O-acyltransferase 2D. Gene Ontology annotation, cellular component: endoplasmic reticulum membrane. The transcript has 9 exons. The coding region runs from base 70 to 1050 and encodes 326 amino acids. The record is from RefSeq and is a predicted model, not a curated record. Lineage: Eukaryota; Viridiplantae; Streptophyta; Magnoliopsida; Asparagales; Orchidaceae. Gene Ontology annotation, biological process: triglyceride biosynthetic process. Gene Ontology annotation, molecular function: diacylglycerol O-acyltransferase activity.
GCCCUCGGUCCCGCUCCGUCUAGAAGCUGCCGCUCAUCAAUUGGCAGUACUCUGUGCGAUCCUUCUCUAAUGGGCGGAACCACCGGCGACGAUCAACCUCCGUCCUUCGCCUCUCCGGCGAACUUUCAGGGAACUGACUACUCUCUCUUCCGCACAACAAUAGCCCUCAGUCUCUGGCUCGGCGCCAUCCACUUAAAUGUCGUCCUCGUCUUCGCCUCUCUCCUUCUCCUCCCGGCACGCAUCGCCGCCUUAGUCUUCGCGCUGCAGCUGUUCUUCAUGGUGAUUCCCCUAAAUGACAAGAACAAGUUAGGGCGGAAGCUAGCAAGAUUUAUCUGCAAGUAUGCGGUUGGGUAUUUCCCGUUGACUCUGCAUGUAGAGGACAUGCAGGCUUUUGAUUCAAAUCAGGCUUACGUAUUUGGUUAUGAGCCACAUUCAGUCUUGCCCAUUGGUGUUUGUGCUCUUGCUGACCUUACUGGUUUCAUGCCACUAACAAAGAUUAAGGUCCUUGCAAGCAGUGCUGUCUUCCUUACACCAUUUCUUAGGCAGAUAUGGACAUGGCUGGGGCUAGUUCCAGCCUCAAGAAGGCAUUUUUACCAGUACUUGGAAGCUGGUUACAGCUGCAUCAUUGUGCCUGGUGGUGUACAGGAGAUAAUUCACAUGAACUACGAUUCAGAGGUUGCUUUCCUUAAAUCAAGGAAAGGAUUUGUAAGGAUAGCAAUGGAGAAUGGGCGACCCCUGGUCCCUGUUUUCUGCUUUGGUCAGUCUCAUGUCUACAAAUGGUGGAAACCAAGUGGGAAAAUCUUUAUCCAGAUUGCUCGGGCAAUCAAGUUCACUCCUAUUAUUUUCUGGGGAAGAUUUGGAUCUCCAAUACCUUUUAGACAACCUAUGCAUGUUGUAGUAGGUAAGCCCAUUGAGGUCAAGAAAAUUCCACAGCCCUCCAAGGAUGAGAUAAAUGAGGUUCAUGAGCAGUUCAUUUCAGCCAUGAAAGAUCUUUUUGAAAGACACAAAGAAAGAGUAGGAUAUCCUGACCUCCACCUGAGAAUUCUAUGAAAUCUAAGUAUUUGUGGCAAUGGUAUGGAAACCAAGCUUGAUCAUUGUAAUUCAUUUCAAAAAUUCUAGAGAAAAUAAAGAGACACAUGAUUGGCUGAUGAUGAUGUAAAAAAACAAUCAGUCUCUUGUCACUCCUAGAGCUUUAAGGUCAGUUUGUAUGCACUAAUUAUCCUCUGAAAUAAAACAAAAUCCUGU